GUGUGUGUGUGUGUGUGUGUGUGUGUGCGUGUAGUUUCCUGAAUCCGAGUAUCCUUACCAGAACGCUACCUGAAUGUCAGCGGAUUCCAAAUCUCAGUCGACGUGUUAUUUUGUCAAUAAGGAUUUCUCAAGUGAACACAAAGAGCAGACCACUAGUAAUAUUUCAAGAGUGAACAGCACACAUGGCAAACACGUCAAAAAGUGAAGUUGACAAAGACCUCUCACUUAAAGAAAUAUACUUGAAAAAUGAGCUACCGGUGUCCUUAGAAGAGUUUCAAGGCAUUACUGACUUACCAGGCAUGGAUGACUCAGAUUCCAUACCUGUAUAUAAUGACAGCACAGAUGACAACCAGUUAGAUCAAGUAGCCAUUAGUAAGAGAAAGAAAUCAAAGGAUAGUUGUAAAUCAACAGAUGAGAAUAUUGCAGUAUUAUGCCCCAUAUGUAAGAGAAUGUACAAAACUAGAGUCAGUCUUACUUCACAUCUUCGAAAAACACACAACUUUUAUAAAUCAAAUCGAAAUAAGAUGCCAUGUCUAGAGACUGGAUGCAACUUCCGGACUAAUCGCAUUGUUAGGCUCAUCACUCACCUAAUACGUACACACAAACUGAAGUUCCAGUGUGAGAAAGUGACAUUUCAGCAAAAGGAAGAUUUCUUUAAAUGGAAGGAAGAAACUGAGGAGAGAUGCAAGUCAUCUUAUGCAUCUCGCACAUCAGUCAAGAGGAUGGUCUCUGGGGAUGAGAGAGUGUUUUACAUAUGUCGUCGAAGUGGCUAUGCAACAUCGCAAGAUUCAGAGAAAGCUGAUCCCCAGAGGGCUAAGAAAGGCAGUAUGAAGAUAAAUGGGAUGUGUACAUCUUUUAUGGAGGUCACAUUUUUGAGAGAAGGAGGAGCUACAGUCUACUUUUGCAAAACUCAUUAUGGGCAUGAAGAUGAUGGCUUUCACCAGCGAAUGAACAGUAAAGAGAAAACUAUGAUUACAGAUUUAAUUAGAUCAGGUUACACUAUUUUCCAAAUAAUUGAAAUUAUGAAGACAAAAAUGCCACUUCAUCGGCAUCAGGUUUUGAAACAGAAUAAUAUAAGGCAUUUAGCUGCUAAGCAGAAUCUCUUCAUUACCAGAAGCUACCGUAAAGGAUCUGUGAAAAAAUUACCAGGAAAGUUUUCUGCUAUGUCAGAUGUUCCUUCAAUUAGUCUUCAGGUUGAGAAUGAAACAGAAAUAGAGGCUGAAAUUCCUGAGACUGUUAGCUCUAAUGUGACUGUUGUGGAUGUACAAGAUAUAAAGACAGAGGAAGCUUCUAAAUCCCAGCCAGAAAUUGAAAUGCAUGGGUCUGUUGAUGAAUUGGAGAAAUUAAGGAAUGAAAUUCAAAUGAAAAUAGAAAGAAUAUCAAGAUUAACUGUAGGAUUAGUUUCAGAAAAUGCACUAAGACAGUUGUGUGAUAAUUUAGAUGAUGUGACAAAAAUGCUUGAAACUGAAAAACAUAUUGAAGUUAUAUCUGAAAACUGUGAAUGUAUAUGUGACGAUCAGCAGAAUGUGAUUCUCCAUGAGGAUGUUGGUGGAAACUCUGUAUUACUUUAUUGCUCUGAUAAAAAUAUUGAAGAUUUAGUGCAGGAGGACAUAUUGUAGGAAAAUAAAGUGGAAAGUAUUUAUAUUCAUUGUGAUUUACAGACCUUUGUUUUUGAGAUCAUGUACAUGUACCAAAACAGGCCAUAAAUUAUACUGCAAACUUUGAAAGCCAUCUUAUGAAUCAUAUAUAGAUAGAAGAGAGUGAUUUAACAUAAAAGUAUGACUCCUUUUAAAGUUCAUUAAUCCCUUUUAAUGUGAUUUGCAAGUUUCCAGUUAUAUGAUUGGAGUUGUGUAUUAUUUCUGUGAAUAAAGUGAUAUUUAUU
Molecule: messenger RNA, 1882 nt
Organism: Penaeus indicus
Lineage: Eukaryota; Metazoa; Arthropoda; Malacostraca; Decapoda; Penaeidae
Exons: 3
Coding region: 183-1619 (478 amino acids)
Source: RefSeq, a predicted model, not a curated record